Molecule: messenger RNA, 957 nt
Organism: Penicillium atrosanguineum
Lineage: Eukaryota; Fungi; Ascomycota; Eurotiomycetes; Eurotiales; Aspergillaceae
Exons: 1
Coding region: 1-957 (318 amino acids)
Source: RefSeq, a predicted model, not a curated record
AUGAAGCUAGGAGUGGGUCUUCCUCUGCUAGCAAGUCUGCUGUCCAACAGCAUUCCAGUCCGAGCCACCUCCAACUCCUCAAUCGCUCAAUGGCUUUACACCAGCGACAUUGACGAUGAGGCUCUCACUCUCCUGGAGCGUCCCGAGAUUCAAGGAGUCCAAAGCCUUUAUACCUGGAAAUCCCUUGAGCCUCAGCGAGACCAAUACGACUUCUCCGCUAUCGCCAACGACCUCACUCGCACCCAAUCCCGAGGCAAGCAUCUUUGGGUCCAAAUUCAAGACCGCACCUUUAGCAAUGCCAAUAAUCCAGUACCCAAGUAUCUGCACAGGCCAAUCUACAACAACGGCAGCGUGCCCCAGUGCGACGGAGAUGACUGCGAUAACAACUUCGUCCCGGGUGGCUGGGCAACCGCCCAAUGGAAUCCUUACGUGCGCGAGCGAUUCCAGCGCCUCCUAAAGGCCAUGGCUCAUGCUUUCGACGACAAGGUCUACGGCUUCAACCUCCCCGAAACCGCAAUCGAAGUCCAAUCCAACAACGCAUCUGGCUACACAUGCCAGAAAUACUUCGAGGGAACCCUCGACAACGCACGCUAUGCUGCCAGCGUUUUCAACCAUUCCUACGUCGUGCAGUACGUGAACUUCUGGCCGUGCGGCUGGGCCAACGAGAACAACUACCUGUCGGAUUCGUUCGCGUUCUUUGCAGCGAAUGGUGUCGGCGUUGGUGGGCCUGAUGAUAUUCCCUACAAGCAGACGAUGGAGAAUAAUGCCUAUCCAUAUAUGUCUCAGUAUCGGGAUCAGGUGCCGAUAAAUGUUGUUGCGGUGCAGGAGCCUGAUCUGGCGGCUAUCAAUCCGAAAACGGGAGAGCAGUUUACUAGGGAUGAGUUUUUGGACUUUGCGGAGAAGCAGUUGGGUUCGAGGAUCUUGUUUUGGGCUUUGUCAGCGCCUUGGUUGCAUUAG